Pogona vitticeps (central bearded dragon) is the source of this 3165-nucleotide messenger RNA. Lineage: Eukaryota; Metazoa; Chordata; Lepidosauria; Squamata; Agamidae. The record is from RefSeq and is a predicted model, not a curated record.
CUGUAGGCUUUCCCUAGGGCACGGGUCAGAUCCAGUGGGCUGGAUCCAACGGCAGAGGUUCUUCUCCCACGCUGGAUCUCUUCCAGUUUGUGGGAAGACCACACCCUGCGCCAGCACGAUGGAUUGUUAAUGGGCUUGUGGAGUUCAGAGAAGGAAGAGGAGAAGGCCCACUUUGAUUUGCGCUCUUCCUCAUCCUUUCCUUCCUUCCUGAGCAUCCUGGUGGUUCUGUUUCAGGGGCAGGAGCCAAUCCUGGAGGCGGCGGCAUCCCCCGAGGCCUGGGAGGAUUUCUCCGUCUGCUGCCAGAAGCCGCGUUUUGGGGAUUCCUCACAGGAGAACAGAACUCAUGGCACCUCGUGGGAGAACGGAGUGGUGCCACAGACUCCCGCCGAAGCAGGAGCCUUGCUCGGGCGGCCAGAUCUGAGCUCUGUGUCCUUCGAAGAAGUGGCGGUCUACUUCACCAACGCAGAGUGGGCGCUGCUGGGGGCGGCCCAGAAGGCGCUGCAUCGGGAGGUCAUGCUGGAGAAUUCCAGGAGCGUGGCCUCUUUGGCAGGUAACAGGGGGGACGGCAACCCUGGCGAUGGUCCAUGUGAGGUCUCAUCAGAGAAAACCAACCAUCUGGAGACGGACGAGGUCUUUGGAAAUCAGGAGGGACCAAAGCAACCUGAGGGAAGCCCAGCAGAAAAGGCUCAGGACGCGUCUUCCCCCAAGAUGAACAGCAAACAUGGCGUUCCGGCCCAGCACGCCAGACACAAAGGGAAGAAAAGGAACGUCUGUCCCGUGUGUGAGAAAAUUUUCAGCCACAAGUCAGACCUCAACGUCCACCAGAGGAUCCACACGGGCCAGAAGCAGCAUAAAUGCUCCGAGUGCGGGAAGAGCUUCCGGCAGAGUUCACACCUGGCUUCCCACCAAAGCAUCCACACCGGAGAGAAGCCGCACCAGUGCCCGGUGUGCGGGAAGAGCUUCCGGCAGCUGGCGUACCUCACCUCGCAUCAAAGGAUCCACACCGGAGAGAAGCCGUACCAGUGUCCGGAGUGCGGGAAGAGCUUCAACCGGAGCACGAACCUCACCUGCCACCUCAGGAAACACACGGGGGAGAAGCCCUACCACUGCUCCGUCUGCAGCAGGAGCUUCUGCGAUAAGUCCGGCUUCAAUCUGCACCAGCUCAUUCACUCCAGGGAUAAGCCUCACAAGUGCUUGGUGUGCGGCAAGAGUUUCAUCCGCCGCUCGCAGCUCACCUCCCACGAGGGGAUCCACACGGGGGAGAAACCCUACAAAUGUUCGGUGUGUGGAAAGAGCUUCCAUCGGAAUUCCAACCUGACCUCCCACCGGAGGAUCCACGUGGGGGAGAAACCUUUCGGCUGCUCCGAGUGCGGCAAGAGCUUUUACGAUAAGCAGCACCUCCUCAUCCACCAAAGGAUGCACACGGGGGAGAAACCCUACAAAUGUCUGGAGUGCGCGAAGAGCUUCCGGCGGCAUGCCAACCUUGCCUCCCACCAGAGGAUGCACACGGGACACAAAUCCUAUAAGUGCGUGCACUGCAGCAAGAGCUUCUACGACAAGCAUCACCUCGGGAUACACCAAAGGAUCCACACGGGAGAAAAGCCGUACCGGUGUCCGGAGUGCGGGAAAAGCUUCAGUCAGAGUUCGAGCCUCACGUCCCAUCAGAGAGUCCACACGGAAGAGAGGCCCUACCAGUGCUUGGAGUGUGGGAAGAGCUUCAGCCAGAAGCGGAACCUCAUCCGACAUCAGAAAAUCCACUCGGGAGAGAAGCCGCACCAAUGCCUGGAGUGCGGGAAGCGCUUUUAUGACCAGACGACCCUGACGUCUCACCAGCGGAUCCACACGGGGGAGAAGCCCUACACCUGCUCCGUGUGCGGAAGGAGCUUCAAUCGCAAAUCAGACCUUAAUGUGCACUGGAGGGUACACACCGGGGAGAAGCCCUACAAAUGCCCCGAAUGCGGAAAGAACUUCAGGCAGUUUGCGAGCCUCUCGUCUCAUCGGAGAAUUCACACCGGAGAGAGGCCGUACAAGUGUGCCGAAUGUGGGAAAGGCUUUUACGACAAAUCCAGCCACCUCAUCCACCAAAGGAUUCAUACGGGGGAGAAACCCUACCAGUGCUUGGUGUGCGGAAAGGGCUUCCACCAGAGCUUCGGCCUCACUUCCCAUCAGAGGAUCCACACGGGAGAGAAGCCUUACGUCUGCUCCUACUGUGGGAAGAGCUUUUACGACAAGCCACACCUCACGCGACACCAAAGGAUCCAUACCGGGGAGAAGCCCUACACCUGCGCGGAGUGUGGGAAAAGCUUCAGCCAGAUAACGAGCUACAAUUCUCAUCAAAGGAUCCACACCGGGGAGAGACCUUUCGUCUGCUCGGACUGCGGGAAAAGCUUCUACGACAAAUCCAACCUUUUGACGCACCAAAGGAUUCACACGGGAGAAAAGCGAUAUAAAUGCCCGGAGUGCGGGAAGUCCUUUAGUCAAAAGAAAAGCCUCACUUCCCACCAGAGCAUCCACACGGGGGAGAAACCGUACCGCUGCCUGGAGUGCGGGAAAAAUUUCAGGCAACACACGGACCUCGCCUCGCACCAAAAAAUCCACACAGGGGAGAAACCCUACCAGUGUCCGGAGUGCGGGAAGAGAUUUUACAGGAAAGCCGACCUGAACAGGCACCAGAGAACUCACACAGGGGCAAAAAGACCCAUCCUUGCCUGGAGCGUGGACAUGGCCUCCGAUGGCGUAUCCAUGCUGCGUCCUCUCGGUGAAUUUACACAGGAAAACCAAUAUAUAACUCCUGAGAUUAAGCAGGAAGUUUACUGUUAAGCCCUCCCUGCUUAAGGCAUCAGAGAAUUCACAUGGAAAAGACCUUAUUUCCUCUUGCUUACUCUUUAUCUCAAAAAUAUUUGCUGCUUGUUUCCAUCAGACUCAGUGACACAAACGUGAGGAUGAUGGCGAAACGCAGUGGAUGAAACAGAACUGUCUCUUUGUAUAUGUAACCCUUUAUAGCCUUCCCAGUGUUCUAUGGGCCCUGAAUCAGUCCUAUCCUUCCUUCUUAAUCAACCAACUUACACCAGUUUUUAGGGUGUGUUUAUUUUUUCACCUUUCCUUAAUUUCAUGCCUGUAUUUGUGUUUUCUUGCAAAAAAUAUACAUGUCUGUUGGGAAGUCUC